AUCAGUCACCAUUAGUUCUCGCUUCUUAUCACAACAGAUAAUUCUAACUUCAGAUAUACGAUGAAGCUUUUCGCGCUAUUAGUCUCUGUGGAAUUAUUAUACUGCACAUGUGCUCAGGAAUCAUUACCCGAAGAACGAAAAUUAAUUGCAUAUGAAACGAAAGUCUUUCACAAGAUCCCAGAGCAUACGAUAAUCGAAGAGAAAAUAGAAGAAAUAAAAAAGAUCCCCAUAAUUGAGAAAAAAGACACGACCGGUGAGGAAAAGUCUUCGAUUCCUAGCUACGAGUUCGGGUAUGGCGUAAAGGAUCCUAUCAGUGGCGAUCACAAGGACCAGUGGGAAAAGCGUCACGGUGACCAUGUCAAAGGUGCGUAUCGGUUUGACGAAUCGGACGGCACGCAGCGUGUGGUAGAAUAUGAAGCAGAUGGCAAAAAAGGCUUUGAAGCUAUUGUGAAGAAUAUCGAGCGUAAAGAUACCGUCGCCGAAGGUGAGGAAGCAUCGAUUGUGGGAAAGAAGGAAGGCAAAGUGGCGCACAGCUAUAGCUACCUUAAGAGAACUGACCACUAACGGAUCACUAAUCAAAAUGAUGCAAUAAUGACCUAGAAACGAGAGUUGCUAUGUAAGCAGCUAGCAGCACUUCACAAACAAUGGUGUCAAUUGCAGUUCGUGAGUACGUUGAACUCGACUCGUAUAAUUUAGUCUUUCCCUGUUUGUGCAGCGUAGAUCGAAGCCCUGAUCAACAGAUUGCAUAUAAUUACAUUUUCUUUCCUUCCUUCCGUUUCGAUUGAUUACAUGUGGCAGCCCCAAAAUGGGAGACUUUACUUUGUAGCAGCAUAAUAAAUAUAGGAUUGUAACUUCUUUGCAAAAGGCUGUCGAUUGAAUUAAAUCAUGAUGGACGUUGAAAUGUGAUGGCAAUGAAAAGGGUUUAAAUGAGCUUUUGGGUGCCUGUUGAAAGAAGAAAUUAUAUUGAGGUUUCUUGCGACCAAGAAC
This is a messenger RNA of Anopheles funestus (African malaria mosquito), 987 nucleotides long. RefSeq names its product larval cuticle protein A2B-like. Gene Ontology annotation, cellular component: extracellular matrix. The coding region runs from base 61 to 564 and encodes 167 amino acids. NCBI's taxonomy places the organism in Eukaryota, Metazoa, Arthropoda, Insecta, Diptera, Culicidae. The record is from RefSeq and is a predicted model, not a curated record. The transcript is spliced from 2 exons.